This is a messenger RNA of Benincasa hispida (wax gourd), 2475 nucleotides long. Lineage: Eukaryota; Viridiplantae; Streptophyta; Magnoliopsida; Cucurbitales; Cucurbitaceae. The record is from RefSeq and is a predicted model, not a curated record.
AUGUUUAAGCUUCAAUACCUUGUUGUUCGUCUUAUUGCAACUUUAGCAUGUAUAUCUUUUUGUAUAGGAGCAAAUGUUUCAUAUGAUUCCAAUGCCAUAAUUAUCAAUGGUGAACGACACAUUAUCUUCUCGGGUUCAAUUCAUUAUCCACGGAGCACAGUUCAGAUGUGGCCUGAUCUAAUUAAAAAAGCUAAGGAUGGUGGACUAGACACAAUUGAGACAUACAUAUUUUGGGAUCGUCAUGAACCUCAACAACGAAAGUAUGAUUUCUCAGGAAACCUAGAUUUCAUAAAGUUCUUCAAGCUUAUUCAAGAAGCAGGUCUUUAUGCUAUCAUGAGGAUUGGUCCUUACGUGUGUGCUGAGUGGAACUAUGGAGGCUUCCCAAUGUGGUUACACAAUAUGCCGGGAAUCCAACUACGAACUGAUAAUCAAGUCUACAAGAAUGAAAUGCAAAUUUUUACAACGAAGAUAGUGGAUAUGUGUAAACAAGCCAAACUCUUUGCACCACAAGGAGGACCAAUAAUCUUAGCUCAGAUCGAGAAUGAGUAUGGAAACGUGAUGGAACCUUAUGGAAAUGCAGGAAAAACAUACAUCAAUUGGUGCGCUCAAAUGGCCGAAUCUCUUAAUAUUGGCGUUCCAUGGAUUAUGUGCCAGCAGAGUGAUGCCCCACAACCUAUUAUCAAUACAUGUAAUGGAUUCUAUUGUGAAAAUUUUACUCCUAACAAUCCUAAUAGUCCAAAAAUGUUUACUGAAAAUUGGCUAGGAUGGUUCAAGAAAUGGGGUGAGAAAGACCCUUACAGAACUGCUGAAGAUGUAGCAUUUUCUGUGGCAAGGUUUUUCCAAGUUGGUGGUGUUCUUAACAAUUAUUACAUGUAUCAUGGAGGCACCAACUUUGGAAGAACGUCAGGAGGACCAUUCAUUACUACAUCUUAUGAUUACAAUGCACCCCUUGAUGAAUAUGGAAACUUGAAUCAACCUAAAUGGGGGCAUCUCAAACAACUUCAUGCAUCAAUCAAAUUGGGGGAAAAGCUUCUCACAACUGGAACUCGCUCAAAUAAAAACUAUAGCGACUUUGUUACUUUAACAAAAUUCUCCAACCAAGCAACGGGGGAGAGAUUUUGCUUCUUGAGCAACACAAAUGUAAGUAACGAUGCCACCAUUGAUUUGCAGGUAGAUGGAAAAUAUAUUGUUCCAGCUUGGUCAGUGAGUAUUCUUGAUGGUUGUAAUAAAGAGAUUUACAACACUGCAAAAGUUAAUUCUCAAAUAUCUAUGUUUGUAAAGGAGAAAAAUGAAAAGGAAAAUGAGCAACUCUCAUGGUCAUGGGUUGCAGAGCCCAUGAGAGACACUUUACAAGGAAAAGGCACAUUUAAAGCAAACCAUCUUCUGGAACAAAAAGGAACCACUGUCGAUGGAAGUGACUACUUAUGGUACAUGACGAAUGUUGAGUCCAAUGCAACAUCCUCUCUUCAAAAUAUUACACUUCAGGUGAAUACGAAAGGUCAUGUGCUUCAUGCUUUUAUAAAUAGUAGGUAUAUAGGAUCACAGUGGAGAAGCGAUGGCCAAAGUUUUGUGUUUGAGAAACCCAUUCUAUUAAAAUCUGGAACCAACACCUUAACCCUAUUGAGUGCCACAGUUGGACUCAAGAACUAUGAUGCAUUUUAUGACACUAUACCCACAGGAAUUGAAGGAGGUCCUAUAUAUCUAAUGGGAGAUGGAAAGGUCGCAGCUGAUUUGUCAUAUAAUACGUGGUCUUAUAAGGUUGGUUUAAAUGGAGAAAUGGAACAAUUUUACAACCCAUUGUUAACACAAAAAAUAAAAUGGGAUGCAUUAAAUAAAAUAUCAAUUGGAAGGCGAAUGACAUGGUACAAAACUAGUUUUAAGACCCCUUCAGGAACUGACCCAGUAGUAUUGGACAUGCAAGGAAUGGGAAAAGGCCACGCUUGGGUAAAUGGGCUAAGUAUAGGUCGAUUUUGGCCUUCUCUUAUUGUUGGAAAUGAUGGUUGCAAUUCUACAUGUGACUAUAGAGGUGCAUAUGACUCUAAAAAAUGUGCUGGAAAUUGUGGGAAUCCCACUCAAAGAUGGUAUCACGUCCCAAGAUCAUUUCUUUCAAAUGACACAAACACUUUGAUUUUAUUUGAAGAAAUUGGCGGAAAUCCUCAACAAGUGUCAAUUCAAACCAUUGCCUUACGUACUAUUUGUGGUAAUGCUAAUGAAGGAAGCACCUUAGAGGUGUCAUGUCAAGGAAGUGAUAUCAUCUCUGGAAUUCAAUUUGCUAGCUAUGGAGAUCCAAAGGGACAAUGUAGUUCAUUUAUGAAGGGUUCAUUGGAUGUAGGAAACGUAUCUACUUUGGUGAAAAAGGCUUGUAUUGGUAUGAAAAAUUGUUCAAUUGAAGUAAAUACAAAGUCAUUUGGAUCAGACAACAUUACCAAUUCAUCACCAAGAUUGGCAGUUCAAGCAAUUUGUUCCAAGAAUUGA